AAACUAAAAAAUGUGUCUAUCUUGAUGAUUUUAUGCUUAAACGAGGAUGUGCAAACUAUGACAACAAUGGGGUUUAUGAGGAAAAAGUCAACACCAGUCUCCGUCAUCAUUCAUUAUUUCAUUUGGUGUUUUAUACAGCUGCUGUUCGCCGACCUAAAACGACUUCCGUUUGCUUCCUUUUCUUCCCUCCUAGGCUACUACUAAAUAUAAAAGAGUAAGAGUUGAAGUUGAAAGGUUAUGAAGAAGAUGAUGAUGGGAGUAAAGGAAUGCUUAUUGGCCUUGUGGCUAUGGUGUGGUUGUCUCCUUCUUCUUGCUUCUGACUCUCCUGUUACCGAUCCUUCUGAAGUUAGUGCGUUGCUUGCGGUGAAGACGCAGUUGGUUGAUCCCUUGAACCGUCUCAGAAAAUGGAACAAAGGGGACCCUUGUACAUCCAACUGGACUGGAGUUGAAUGUUCUGAUCAUCAAGGCAAUGAUGGAUACUUACAUGUUGAGGAACUUCAGCUGCAAAAUAUGAAUCUCUCUGGAAUUUUAGCACCCGAACUCGGCCAACUUUAUCAUCUCAAAAUACUAGAUUUCAUGUGGAAUGAUUUAACGGGUAGUAUACCCAAGGAGAUAGGACAUCUCUCUACCUUAAGACUCCUACUCUUGAAUGGGAACAACCUUUCAGGUUCUUUGCCAGAUGAACUUGGCUACCUCCAACAACUGGACAGAUUUCAAAUAGACCAGAACAACCUAUCUGGUCAAAUACCAAAAUCAUUUGCUAACUUGAGCAGUGUGAAACAUCUCCACUUCAACAACAACUCACUUAGUGGUCAAAUUCCCCUUGAGCUGUCUCUAUUAUCCACUUUGCUUCAUGUGCUUUUGGAUACUAAUAACUUAUCUGGAUAUCUUCCAUCAGAGUUUUCGAACUUACCAAAUUUGCGCAUACUUCAACUUGAUAACAACAACUUUAGUGGAUAUGAUAUUCCAGCUUCUUAUGGGAACUUUUCCAAAUUAACAAAAUUAAGUCUUAGAAAUUGCAGCUUGCAGGGAGCAGUUCCUGAUCUUAGCAGGAUACAGAACCUUAGCUAUCUGGAUCUCAGCUGGAAUCAUCUUACUGGACCUAUACCAUCAAAUAAGCUUUCUCAUAAUAUGACAACCAUUGAUCUUUCAUAUAACCAACUAAACGGAUCUAUUCCUGGAAGUUUCUCGGGCCUUCCUUCACUUCAGACCCUAUCACUACAGAAUAAUUUCCUGACAGGUCCUGUACCUACCAACAUAUGGCAGAACAUGUCCUUCGAUGCUAGCGCUAAGCUUAAUAUUGAUCUCAGAAACAAUGCAUUCUCAAGGAUUGAAGGAAAUCUUAAUCCUCCAGUGAAUGUUACCCUCAGGCUUGGAGGCAAUCCUGUCUGCCGAAAUGCGAACUCAUUGAAUAUAAGCCUGUUCUGUGGAUCUGAAUCCGGAGAGGAUGACAUGCCAAACUUAAAUAGCUCCAAAAUGGAAUGCACAAGUCAAUCAUGCCCCAUGGGCUACGAAUAUAUCCCAGCAUCUCCCGUUCCAUGUUUCUGUGCCGCUCCUCUUAGAAUCGGAUAUCGUCUAAAGAGCCCCAGUUUUUCUUAUUUUCCUCCAUAUAUCCGACCUUUUGAGGUGUACUUGACUAGUUCUUUGAACUUCAACCUAUAUCAACUGUAUAUUGAUUCGUACGUUUGGGACAAAGGACCACGUCUAAGGAUGUAUUUGAAGCUUUUUCCUAGUGUCAAUAGUACCCCCUUUAAUAGUUUUAAUGAAAGCGAAGUUCGGAGAAUCAGGGACAUAUAUGCAUCAUGGUCUUUUCGUGGUAGCGACUUCUUUGGACCAUAUGAGUUGCUCAACUUCACUCUACUAGGACCUUAUGCAAAUAUUGACUUUGGGAGUGAAAAUAAGGGUAUCAGUACGGGCAUUGUGGUAGCGGUUGUAGUUGGUGGUGUUGCCUGUGCAGUUGCAACUUCUGUUAUCAUAACAAUUAUAAUGAAAAGAAGAUAUGCUAGACACCACCGUGCAGUGUCAAGGAAACGCUUAUCUACAAAGGCUUCUAUGAAAAUUGAAGGAGUGAGAGACUUUACGUUUAAAGAAGCGGCACUUGCUACUGACAAUUUCAAUAGCUCAACUCAAGUUGGACAAGGAGGAUAUGGAAAAGUGUAUAAAGGCACUUUAUCUGACAAAACAGUUGUUGCCAUAAAACGUGCAGAAGAAGGAUCUUUGCAAGGACAAAAAGAAUUUUUGACAGAGAUAAAGCUUUUGUCAAGGCUGCAUCACCGGAACCUGGUUUCACUCGUUGGAUACUGUGAUGAAGAAGGGGAACAGGUACAUAACGUAUACUUAAUCAAAGGUAUAAUUCAUACGCUUGGGUUAUUGGUGCAUUUGCAGAUGUUGGUGUACGAGUUCAUGCCCAAUGGCACCUUGAGGGACUGGCUUUCAGCUAAAGCUAAAAACACCCUGAAUUUUGGAAUGAGAUUACGUAUUGCACUGGGUUCAGCGAAAGGAAUUCUUUAUCUCCAUACUGAAGCAAAUCCUCCAGUAUUCCACCGAGAUAUCAAAGCCACCAACAUUCUUCUGGACUCCAACCUUAAUGCAAAAGUUUCUGAUUUUGGUCUCUCACGGUUAGCUCCAGUCCUGGAAGAAGACGGGACUGUGCCGGAUCAUGUUUCCACGGUUGUGAAGGGAACACCGGGUUACCUUGAUCCAGAAUACUUUUUGACACAUAAGUUGACUGACAAAAGUGAUGUUUAUAGCCUUGGAGUUGUUUUCUUGGAACUGUUGACGGGUAUGCAUCCAAUAUGGCAUGGCAAAAACAUUGUCCGAGAGGUGAAAACAGCAUAUGAAUCAGGCAUGGUAUUGUCUAUAAUAGACAGUAGAAUGGGUUGGUAUCCAGCUGAAUGUAUGGAGAGAAUGGUAAGUUUAGCCCUGAGUUGCUGCAAUGACGAGCCAGAGAAGCGACCGUCUAUGUUGGAUGUGGUGAGACAACUGGAAUACGUACUCAAAAUGAUGCCGGAAACUGAUUCGGUUUCUUCAUCAAUCGAGUUGGUUCCUUUAUAUUCAGGCAAGUCAUUGACAUCGUCCUCAUCGUACGGUGGCACUAGCAAUGAAGUAUAUGUUUCGUCAUUGAAUGUGACAGGGAGUGAUCUUGUUAGUGGUGUAAUUCCUUCCAUUUCACCCCGUUGACAGUGAUAGGCAACAAGUGAACUUAUUGGUAUUAUUAUCAUUGUUAAUGAUAUGUAAAUAUAUACAACCAGUUUCAAUUUUUCAUAAUAUAAUAGAGGACUGUAAUGUGAUAAUCUAGGAAUGGUUGGCAUUUCAGAAUUGUACAACAAAUAAUAGCCAUUUUCCUUGAAUGCAUCAAUUCUCAGAUUUCUCAUUCUUAUACAA
Messenger RNA from Gossypium raimondii (Peruvian cotton), 3384 nucleotides. Its product is annotated as probable LRR receptor-like serine/threonine-protein kinase At1g06840. Gene Ontology annotation, biological process: protein phosphorylation. The coding region runs from base 238 to 3180 and encodes 980 amino acids. Gene Ontology annotation, molecular function: protein kinase activity; ATP binding; protein binding. The record is from RefSeq and is a predicted model, not a curated record. The transcript is spliced from 21 exons. Lineage: Eukaryota; Viridiplantae; Streptophyta; Magnoliopsida; Malvales; Malvaceae.